CAGGAGGGUAAAGUCGGGCCGGGGGGACUCCCGGUCGCGCAGCCGCAGCGAGUGGCGCUGAGGACGCCGUCGGGGUGAUCUCCCAGGGGCGGAAACCCCCGCUCAGCCCCAAGGGUGGCAAGAGUUGCAUCGACACCAUGGCCAUAGACACCCACGGCCUGAGAAAGAAGGUCAGCAGAGCAACGUGCCACCCGGCAGCCCGAGCCAUCCUCAGCAGCCUGCUGCUCUAUGUCACCGGCCACGAGGACACAGGAGCCCCCCAGGGGCCUCCUUCCGCCAAGAGAGCAGAGGUUGGAGACAGCGAGGCGAGCCCCACGUCUGAGCCCCAGGAUGCCCACAGGCGGCCCACGCGCUUCCAGCUCCUGCAGGCCAAGUUCAUGGGUGCCGGCCGGGAGCACCUCAAGAAGACCCGGGAGGUGGGGCGACUGAUCUUCAAGGACAGGCAGGGCUCAGGCAGGAGCGUGGUGACCACCACCAUCAACAAGCUGCUGGAGAAGGCCAGGGAGGGGGCCAGCGGCCGGGCACCAGGCCGAGAGCCACUCUUCAGGGAGAAGCCGCGUUGCAGCCUCCCUGCCGGGAGGAGCCCCAUGAAAAGCAUUCUGAAGGUGUUCUUGGCCGCAGAGGAGAAGGAAGCCGAGGAGAAGGAGGCACGGGAGAAGCCCAAAGCCGCCAGGGGCCCCCCGCCAAAGACAGCAGGAAAGAGGGGCUCCAUCCUGUCCAAGCUGCGGGAGAAGUUCGAGCAGAGUGGCUCUCUGUGCUCAGAGGCCAGGGUGCUGCUGCUCCGCAGGGACGACCAGAGGAAAAAGCGCACGCACAGGCCCAGACCGCCGCGGUCCGAGGCCCGCCUGCUCUGCGCGGCCACCAUGGCCAGCAGCUGCGUCGGGACGCCCCCCGCCCGCUUCCUGGCCUGCGUGGCUGAGCCUGUGCUGGCCUUCAGCAUUGCCAUGGUGGUCUGCGGCCCCCGGAGCUGGCUGUCCCGCUGUGCCAAGAUAUGCCGGGCAGAUCGGGGGCAUGUGCUGAGAGGAGAACCGGGCGCAUCCCCCAGCACAGGGAACAAACCAGCAGGAAAGGGGGGUCACGGUGGGGAGCCCUCCCAGCCCCAGGCGGCCUGGGACACAGCUCCCAGGGACAGCCUGGAAACAGCAGUCCCCACAGGUGACACGGUGCUGAGGGGAGUCAGGGCAGGCCUGGACCCUGGGCUCCUGGGCAAGGGCACCUGCACUGAAGACGCCCUGGCAGUCUGCAGUUUGGCGGGUGAGGCAGAAGGACUAACUGCGCGCUUGGAGCCCGAGGUUGGCCUCUUCACCCAGAAGGGCGUCCCAGAGAAGAGGGCACGGAGGCCCAGCCCGCAAUGCGCAGAGCGCGUCCCCCAGCCUCCCGGCGGACCUGCCCGACUGCAAGAGGCACAAGGAGACGGGCGCCCUCACCGUCUGGGGGGAGAGAGCGGGGUCAGAAAUGCACAGGCACCGUUUCCUGCUGUGCCGGAGCGCGAAGGCCACCAGGUGGCCACGCCAGGGCUUAGCGGGCCUGUGGGUACACGUCAGGGCCCACAGGCCGGCCAGAGCCUCGUGCCUCCUCGGGGUAAUGGGGAUGCCCCAGAAGCAGCCCAACCCAAGCCACAGAGAAGCGGCCUCGGGGAACAGGAGGAAGGAGGCGGCCAGGGGCAGUCGAGCAGGCCAGGGCGUGCUGGGGACCGGCUCAGCCGGGCAGAGCACCGCAUGCCAGACCACCGCAUGCCAGACCACCGCAUGCCAGACCCAGAUGACAGGCCAGUCCUCCAGGCGGGAGCCCCGCCACCUUGCUACAUGGCCUCAGAGAAUCAUCCGCAAGAGCCCUCUCCUGGGGAGGGAAGCUGGGUGGACGUCCCUGCACCGCUGGUGGCUCAGGCAGGGGUGAGGAUAUGGGAGGGCUUGCCCGGGGUGGUUGCGACAGUCCUGCAUGGGUGGGAGUGCAGGGGACUGCCGCUGCCCGUGUCGGCCCGGCCCCUGUGGGGCCCCAUAGGGAGCGCCGACCAUGACUCCAGCCAGAACAGAGCUGCCUCCCCAAAAGAACACCUGAAACCAAGCGCCACAGCCCCUGGACGGGUGACAGCUGCGGGGACCACUGAGAGUCACACAGUGCCAGCACCAGGUGCCAUCCCGAACCCCAAAGACUGGCCAGCCAGAGUGGGGAGCACCUUUCACGAGGGCCAUGGCGACUCCCCAUCGAGUCACAGCCUUGUGGCCGAGGCCCCUGUGGGCAUGCCCAGCUGCCUUGUCCCCAGGGGACUCCUGGAGCACCACAGCCACCCGCCUGUGCCCUCGAAGCCUCCAUUCCCAACUGCCCAGCCCCAGGCAGGCGCCGCCUACCACCAAGCCUCUGGGGGAUCCGCAGCAGGAAGGGAAGCUGCCUUGGCCUUCCCAGGGAGCCCCCAGGGGGACCCCAGAGCAUCCCCAGAGCCAACCUCCCCUCACCCCGUGCCCCAGGGCAGCAGUGCAGUGGGGCCUCAGCACCCCAGUUUGGGCAAGCUGCUGUUGCCUUCUGAGAACUGCCAGGCCCAGCAUGGGACCCAUGUGGUGCCCGAGGAGCAGCUUCCCCCUGGCGCCAGGCCUUCCUGCCUGCUUCCCUCAGGGCCAGCCGCCACAGCAGAGGGGCAGUGGGUGGUUGGGGUGUCCCAGCAGUAUCCCAGCCCCCAGGCCCCACUGCGGCCCAAACUGCACACACAGGCUGGCGUCCCGGAGGAAGAGGAGAUCAACUGGAGUCCCCGGCCUCGGGUGGGCCUGGGGGCACCAGAAGUGGGGGCCUUGGGGCCCAUGAGGCCUGACAGUCCUGGUGAGAAGGGGGUGGCCCCACAGGGCCAGAAAGCUACACUGCGUGGUGCUAAAGAGGGUCAGUCCUGGCCCCAGGGUGCCCUGGUGGGGAGUGGCACUGUGGCCACUGGCAUGGAGCCUCCCAGCCCACACACCGGGGAAGGCCCAGAGCAUUGGCAGGAAUGCUGGGAACAGCACCCAGAGGAGCCCCUCAGGGGACAUGCUGUCCUGGCUGGAGAGAACCAAGCACAGAGGUCCCCAGAGAGGCCGGGGUUCCCAGCACAAGCCCAGGUUGGCAGGAUGGUGCCCUGUGACCUGGCGGGGCCCAUGGGCAGCUCUGCUCAAGUGGCACCCACUGUAGGCAUGAGCGGGAAGUCCCAGGGACUGGCUCGUGGGAGUGGCCAGGGAGGCCCCCAGAUGCUGGGCCGGGUGGAAGAAAACUGGCCCCAGGGGUUCAAGAGCCAACCAACUCCAAGACCCCAGCCAGUGCCAGGCUCUGCAGUGCCUGCGUCCCAUGCCCCAUACCAGGUUAUGCCCCCAGAGGACCCCAGGGUGGGGAGAGGGCACGUGCCCCUGGAGGACCCCGGGGUGGGGAGACAGGGUGUGCCCCCAGAGGACACUGGGGUGGGGAGACAGGCUGUACCCCUGGAGGACCCCGGGGUGGGGAGAUGGGCUGUGCUUCCGGAGGACCCCAGGGUGGGGAAACAGGGUGUGCCCCCAGAGGACACUGGGGUGGGGAGAUGGGGUGUACCCUGGGAUGACACUGGGGCAGGGAGAGGGCGUAUGCCCCCAGAGGACCCUGGAGUGGGGAAAGGGCAGGUGCCCCUGGAGGACCCCAGGGUGGGGAGACAGGGUGUGCCCCUGAAGGACCCUGGGGUGGGGAGACGGGGUGUGCCCCGGGACAACACUGGGGUGGGGAGAGGGCAUGUGUCCCUGGAGGACCCCAGGGUGGGGAGAUGGACUGUACCCCCGGAGGAUCCCGGGGUGGGGAGACGGGCUGUGCCCCCAGAGGACCCUGGGGUGGGGAGAUGGGGUGUGCCCCCAGAGGACCCCGGGGUGGGGAAAUGGGGUGUGCCCCCAGAGGACCCCAGGGUGGGGAAAUGGGGUGUGCCUCCAGAGGACCCUAGGGUGGGGAGAGGGCAUGUGCCCCCGGAUGACCCCAGGGUGGGGAGACAGGGUGUGCCCCCAGAGGACCCCGGGGUGGGGAGAGGGCAUGUGCCCCUGGAGGACCCCAGAGUGGGGAGACAGGGUGUGCCCCUGAAGGACCCCGGGGUGGGAAAACGGGGUGUGCCUCCAGAGGACCCCAGGGUGAGGAGAGGGCAUGUGCCCCCGGACGACCCCAGGGUGGGGAGACAGGGUGUCCCCCUGAAGGACCCCAGGGUGGGGAGACGGGGUGUGCCCCCAGAGGACCCCAGGGUGGGGAAACGGGGUAUGCCACCAGAGGACCCCAGGGUGGGGAGAGGGCGUGUGCCCCCAGAGGACCCCGGGGUGGGGAGAGGGCAUGUGCCCCAGGAUGACACCGGGGUGGGGAGAGGGCAUGUGUCCCUGGAGGACCCCGGGGUGGGGAGACGGGGUGUGUCCCAGGACGACACCAGGGCGGGGAGAGGCCGUGUGCCCCCAGAGGACCCUGGGGCAGGGAGAGGGCAGGUGCCCCCCAAUGACCCCAGGGUGGGGAGAGGGUGGGUGCCCCCGGAAGACCCCGGGGUGGGGAGAAGCAUGUGGGGAGGCGACCAGCGUAGGAGGUCAGCACACCUCGCCAAGUACAGAGCGCAGAGCUUCAGCGACCAGAGGUCCUUUGAUUUGUCCUUUAGACCAGCGUUUGUCAGGGCCGAGGACACGUUCGAAUCGCCCAAGUGAGGCUCCGGCCGACCCUCCAUUUCUGCUCCUUGCCGGGUGGGAGGCUCUCCCACCUCCCAGACAAUCCUCAUUCAGAGGCCUGACUGGCAUUUUCCUUCCCUUCUCGCCAUCCCCGAGCUAAGGGCAUUCUGCCCGACGGGCUGUGGGGCUCUGCCUUCUCCUAGUGCGCACGCCGCCUCUUCUCCCGAGAGCGGACGGGCCUGGCAGAGCAGCGUGCCUGGCCCCCAAGCGCUGUCUCUCGGACGCUCUUUAUUCCAUCGGGGGCGUCUUCAUGUGGCCAGUGCCCGGCUCACACUCCUGUCUCUGCGGAACGGUGUUGUGCUAGCACGCUCCUGCUUGGUGCGCCUCCGUCCUGCCCCACGUGGUGGGCUCAGGCGGCUUCAGCCUUUGAGGUACUUUUCCCUUUUGGGUCACCAGCAGACGCCUUCAUGGCUGGUGUCAUGGUGCCCCUGCCUUGCUCACACAGCCUGUGCAGCCCCCUGGACACGACAUGAGCAGGGGAGUCGCCCGGAAGGUGUCAGGUGUGUACUUGCCCGGAAUGUAAGCACAGACCCCAACCCCAGCGGCCCAGCACAUUCAGGAAGGAUGAGCUUCGGUUCUCCCAAGCAGCUUCCCGGGGUGGCCUGUGUCCCUGACCCCCACCUGACCCUGCCACAAAGCCAGAAGCCACCGUUCGGUGCACGUGUGGGAGCACCGAUGGCUGACGUUACAGCUCCCUGUGCCCAGCACCCUCGGCAGGGCUCUCUGAGCAGGAGGUGGAUUUCUGCUUGGUGAUGACCUCUGGGUGUUCGCUGCCUUUGAGCGGAGCAUGGUGGUAAUGGUGCCGCAGGAACGGCCUCUGCCUCCCGUUUGAAUGGUCACUGAAGAGCUCUGACCGGGUGCUGAGUGAGAACUGGGCUUGUCACUGAUCUUACUAGGCGAGGCCUGAGCUGCACGGUGCCUCCUCCCGGGAGGUGGCCCUGAUGUGACAAAGUGCACGGUGGCUUAAGGGGCACAGGGCUUGGUGGGGGCUAAGCCGGAGGCAGGCAGGGUCACUUCCUGCCGCCUGCCUCUCUUCAGUCAGGCUGUUGAUUUAAAACCCGGCAGACUGGAAAUUCCUGGAACUACGUCAGGUGCAUGGGAGGGCCAGGAGGGUGCUGGGCGGCCUUGGACAGUGGGGCAGUGCUCCAGGCCCAACUGUGAGGCUCUCUGCCUGGCUUGCUGCCUGGCAGUGUGAGUUGGUGUGUCUCACAGUCCCCUGCACACGCAGUCUGGGCAGCUGGAUGAGGACCCCAGCCUCUGGGAGGGGGACCCAGGAGGUGCCUCUGUGGCUGCACUUGUCUCCACCGGGGGUGGGGCCUGCGUGGAGGGGCGUAGUCUGUGGGCCCCAUGGGCACUCAACCUCCUGGGGGAGGGGUGCCCCUCUCUCAAAGCACAGGCUGCGGUGCCCCUGCCCCCCGGGUUUCAGGAAGGCUGCAUCCAGACGUGGCGCUGGCUUCCUGGGGCUGCACAGCCCAGGAGGUUCAUGAGACAGACACACAGGGAGGGCCCCACAGAGCGCCCAGACACAGGCUUUUCUGGUCCCGUGGACCACACCCGCUCACACCCAGGGUGUCUUCGCAGGGAUGGGGAGGUGGCUCCCUGGUGCUGCACGGGCAGGCGCCGUCUCGUCUGCCUUCUCCACUUACACUUCGUCCCACAGAGGAUUUGAGGCACGGAACACGGUGGUGGAGGAAACAGACUGCAUCCACUGGGUGUUCCCUUUGUGAGAUGAGCAGUUUUGUGCUGCUUUUAAACAGACC
This is a messenger RNA of Manis javanica (Malayan pangolin), 6427 nucleotides long. RefSeq lists its product as uncharacterized. NCBI's taxonomy places the organism in Eukaryota, Metazoa, Chordata, Mammalia, Pholidota, Manidae. The record is from RefSeq and is a predicted model, not a curated record.